AUGUUGUUCCUGACCACUCUAGUACUGCUCACACUCCAGGCGAGUAGCGUGAUAUCUGUGCCUUUAAAACGACGAGUGAUUCCCCUCGCUGACAAAACAUUCGAUUAUGUGGUUGUUGGUGGUGGUACAGCUGGAAGCGUGAUCGCCACGCGACUAGCAAUGAACAACUUCGAUGUUGCCUUGGCCGAAGCCGGGGGACACUAUGAGGUCGAGUCCAUGGCUGAAUUUCCUCCAGCUGAUGUGCUGCCGACGGGAUCAAAUCCUGAUUCCAGCUCACCGGAGGAUUGGGGCUUUGUGACAAGAGAUCAGCCGGGCGCUAAUAGGCGGGCGAUCCAUUUUGCCCGAGGAAAAUGUCUUGGGGGAUCGUCGGCGUUGAAUUAUAUGAUCUAUCAACGUCCCACACGCGAGUCUAUGGAACUAUGGGCAACUGCAGUCAAUGACAGCAGUUACAGAUUCGAUGAAGUGCUCCCAUUUUACAAGAAGAGCGUCCAGUUCACGCCCCCCAACGCCGACUAUAGAGCUCAGAAUUCCUCGGCGGACUACGAUGCUGAUGCCUACGACCCGAAUGGUGGCCCAUUGCAGGUGUCGUAUGCUAACUUCGCCCAGCCUUUCUCAUCAUGGAUGAAGCUCGGUAUGAAAGCCAUCGGAAUCGAUCAGGUAGAGGACUUUAACCUGGGUACUAUAAUGGGAGCUCAGUAUUGUGCAUCGACCAUCAACCCAUCCAACGAGCUUCGAAGCAGCUCCGAGGAAUCUUUCCUAUCCAAGGUCACGCCCGACUCACUGACGACGUAUGAAAAUACCCUUGCCAAGAAGGUGGUUUUCGAUGGAAAGAAAGCAACAGGAGUUCAAGUGAAAGGUCCGCUGGGCAAUACUAUCACCCUUUCGGCAUCGGAAGAGGUUAUCAUCUCUGCCGGUGCCUUUCAUUCCCCCCAGCUCCUCAUGGUGUCCGGAAUUGGUCCCUCUGGCCAAUUAAAAGAGCAUGGAAUUGACAUUAUAGCCGACCGACCAGGGGUCGGUCAGAACAUGUGGGAUCACACGUUCUUUGCUCCUUCGUACCGAGUGCGCGUGACAACAUUCACUGAAUUUGCUACUAACCUGCUAUACGCCGCUGACCAAAUUAUCGAAGGACUAGUCAACAGAAGUGGAUUCUUAACAAGUCCAAUCGCGGAUUUCCUGGCUUGGGAGAAGAUUCCGGAAUUCUUGCGCUCGACUUUCUCUCAGAAAACGCAAAGUAAACUGGCCAAAUUCCCAUCUGACUGGCCUGAAGCAGAGUACGUAUCUGGCGCAGGGUAUAUCGGCAACGCGUCAAACCUCUUGACAAUCCAGCCAAGAGAUGGAUACCAGUAUGCCUCGAUACUCGGUGUUCUGAUUACACCUAUGUCCCGAGGAAAUGUCACUUUGCAGUCCGCAGAUAACUCAGAUCUACCAGUGAUCAAUCCCAAUUGGCUCGAUGAUCAGGCUGACCAGGAAGUUGCCGUUGCCAUGUUCAAGCGAAUACGCCAGGCUUUCCAGAGUAAAGCUAUGCAGCCCGUGGUAAUCGGCGAGGAGUACAAUCCUGGGCCACAGGUCCAGUCGGAUGAUCAGAUCCUCGAAUUCAUCAAGGAUAAUGUGAUGACCAUAUGGCAUCCGAGUUGUACAUGCAAGAUGGGAACUUCCGGUGAUGAUAUGGCUGUAGUUGACUCACAGGCGCGGGUUUAUGGAGUGGACAGACUGCGCGUAGUUGAUGCUAGCGCCUUUCCUUUCCUUCCUCCUGGUCAUCCUCAGUCGACGGUUUAUAUGCUUGCUGAGAAGAUCGCAGAUGAUAUUAUCCGCGAUUCCUAA
Messenger RNA from Penicillium concentricum, 1821 nucleotides. RefSeq names its product GMC family oxidoreductase. Gene Ontology annotation, molecular function: flavin adenine dinucleotide binding; oxidoreductase activity, acting on CH-OH group of donors. The record is from RefSeq and is a predicted model, not a curated record. NCBI's taxonomy places the organism in Eukaryota, Fungi, Ascomycota, Eurotiomycetes, Eurotiales, Aspergillaceae. The coding region runs from base 1 to 1821 and encodes 606 amino acids. Gene Ontology annotation, biological process: secondary metabolite biosynthetic process. The transcript is spliced from 5 exons.